AUUUUAUCAAUUUGACAGCAGAUUGUGUAUUUCAUUUUAUUUAACAAACAAUUAUAAAGUGAAUGAAAAUAUUUUUCUUAGCAUAAUGGCUCAGAAUGAGUUCAACACGUUUCGUAGUUAUGUUAAUAUAUUAAGUGAUCCCUCAGCUAAAGAGGAAAUAAAGUUUAAAGCAGCACAAGAGCUUAGUGAACACUUUGAGUUAAUUGUGCAAAGUCCUUCGUAUCCUGCAUUCUUAGAACUUGCAUUAAAAGUAUUUAUAAGAAUAUUGCAGGAUGGAGAGCCACAGUUCAUUCAAGAAAAUAGUUCCCAGCAUAUCAGAAAAUUAAUGUUGGAAAUGAUUCAUCGGCUACCUAUUAGCGAGAAUUUACGUCAACAUGUAAAACCCAUAAUAUCUGUAAUGCUCAAAAUAUUAAGAACCGACAAUGAAGAAAAUGUGCUGGUUAGUUUAAGGAUUAUAAUCGAAUUACAUAAACAUUUUCGUCCAUCAUUUAAUCCAGAGGUGCAACAUUUUCUACUGUAUGUAAAGGAUAUAUAUACAGAGUUGCCAAACCAUAUGAGCAAAAUAUUUGAACAGAAACAGCAGCCGAUGCGUGUAAAAGAUCUGAAAGAAUUAAAUAUUGAGCACUUAUUAUCUAUAACCUAUGCGCCCAGAACAAUUCAUGUUGAAAAUUUACAAGACUCAUCACCGCAAGUUUUUAACCUUUUACCUAAAGGAGUAUUGUCAUUAAGAGUUUUGCAAGAAUUGCCUAUAAUUGUUGUAUUAAUGUACCAGAUAUAUAAAACAGCAGUACAUCAAGAAGUUUCUGAGUUCAUUCCAUUAAUUAUGACAACGAUAAACUUACAACCGUCAGCACAGCAAAGAAAUUCUACGGAUCUUAAUAAAGAAAUAUUCGUUGAUUUUAUGGGCGCCCAAGUUAAAACACUUUCGUUUUUGGCAUAUAUUGUUAGAAUAUUUCAGGAUUUAAUAAUUACACACUCAGCAUCGGUUACUAAUGGAAUGCUUAGUCUAAUGGAUCUCUGUCCAAAGGAGGCUGCUCAUUUGAGGAAGGAAUUGCUGAUAGCUGCUCGUCACAUUUUCGCCACAGACCUUCGGCAAAAAUUUGUACCCAUAAUAGAAAAAUUGUUCAAUGAAGAUCUAUUAAUUGGAAAAGGUGUAACGUUGGAAUCUAUUAGACCUUUAGCAUAUUCAACAUUGGCGGAUUUAGCUCACCAUGUUCGUCAAAGUUUAUCUCUUGAUGUGCUUGAGAAAGCAGUAAAUCUGUUUUCAAAGAAUGUACACGACGAAUCUUUAGCAACUGGCAUUCAAACCAUGUCCUGUAAAUUAUUAUUGAAUUUAGUAGAUUGUAUUAGGCAGCACAGUGAAUUGGAUGCUGUCAAAGCUAGAAACAUAUUGGUUUCGUUGUUAAAAGUGUUUGCCUACAAAUUUAAAACUAUAGCGAAAAUUCUAUUGCCGCCAAUCUUUGAUAAGUGGAAAAAUCAAUCUUCUACACAAACGGCACAUUUAUCACCUGGAUCAACAAAUGUAUCUAACAACAAUGGUUACGAAUUUAAAGACGGAGUUGGGUUACGGUUAAAGGAUAAUGGAUUAACAGAACCAAUAAAGUCGAACGUAACUGGAAGCUAUUUGAUUUGCCCGGCCAAUAUAGUAGAGUAUCGUGGUUUAGUAAAAACAUUGGUUGGAGGGGCAAAAACUAUUACUUGGGGUUUUAUCAGUUCCAAGCCUGUUUAUGCUGAGGUAGUGAAAACUAAUCAAGAAAAGUUAUUUGAUUCAAAUGAAUUAAGAAUAUAUAUAGAUUUGGUGUACUGGGCAAUGGAAGCUUUGGAUAUAUACACAAUAAGUACCGCUAAUAAUAAUAACCAACAGAGAACAUCAAACCAGGGUCCACGCACUAAGGAAGAAAAAGAAGUUUUGGAGCAUUUCAGUGGCAUUUUCCUAAUGAUGCACCCGCAAAAUUUCCAAGAGGUAUUUGCUACAACAAUUGACUUCAUGGUGAAUCGGAUUGCAAAAAAUUCAUCCCUUCAAGUCGUUGCAAACUCAUUUCUCGCCAACCCGACAACAUCACCUCUAUUUGCAACUGUACUCGUUGAAUAUUUGUUGGGAAAAAUGGAUGAAAUGGGUGGACCGGAUAUCGAGCGAUCAACUUUAUAUUUGCGAUUGUUUAAAUUAGUUUUUGGUAGUGUUAGUUUAUUUCCAGUAGAGAAUGAGCAGAUGCUACGCCCACACUUACAUAACAUCGUAAAUAGAUCUAUGGAACUGGCACUAACGGCUGAAAAUCCAUAUAACUACUUUCUUUUGUUACGCGCUUUAUUUCGAUCUAUUGGUGGAGGAAGCCAUGAUCUAUUAUAUCAAGAAUUUCUGCCCCUAUUACCGAAUUUAUUAGAGGGAUUAAAUCGUUUACAAAGUGGUUUUCACAAACAGCAUAUGAAAGACCUUUUUGUUGAGCUCUGUUUGACUGUGCCUGUGAGACUGUCGUCCUUAUUGCCAUAUUUACCAAUGCUUAUGGAUCCACUAGUAUCUGCUCUCAAUGGGUCGACAACAUUAAUAAGCCAGGGAUUGAGGACGUUAGAGCUUUGUGUAGAUAAUCUACAGCCAGAUUUUUUAUAUGAUCAUAUUCAACCUGUACGUGCAUCAUUAAUGCAAGCUCUUUGGCGUACAUUGAGAAAUCAAGAUAAUGCUGCACUUGUAGCUUUUCGUGUACUUGGUAAACUCGGUGGUGGAAAUAGAAAAAUGAUGACUGAACCACAAACAUUACAGUUUAGAGAGAAUGAUGCUUUGCCCACUGCCGUUAUUACCUACUUUCAGGAUCACGAAAAGCCCAUCGAUUUCCCUGUGGAAAAGGCAAUUGAAGCUGCUCUUACAGCUCUAAGUUUCAAAACAACGGAUGAUUUUUAUCGAAGACAAAGCUGGGAAGCUAUACGUUGCUUUUUAGCAGCAUCUAUUAAUCUUGACGAUGAUAAAUAUACCUUGCAGAAAUUGUUCACUCAUAAUAGCUUCACUGAAGGAAACAUUAUGGUUACCCCAAUAAUUCAAAAUAAGUUCGAGGAAGAUAAUUCACGUAAAACUCACCAGGUUGCAUUGACUGGAAUGUUAGUGGCAUCGGCAAUAAAAGAACUACGUGAAUCUGUUUUUCCAGUUAUGGUUGCGGUUGUUCGCCAUUACACUAUGGUGGCAAUAGCACAGGAGGCAGGUCCAUUUCCGUACAAACAUUACCAUAGCUCACAAGGUGUGGAUCCCCUUGUCCUAAUUGACGCCCUGGCCAUAUGUAUGGCCCAUGAAGAAAAAGAAUUGUGUAAACCGGGCCAUCUUUGCAUGGAAUUGAUUUUGGAAACAGCAAGCACAAUCAUGGGCUCAAAGGAUAGAGCUUGUCGUUUGCCGUUGAUUCAAUAUCUUGUUGAAAAAAUGACUGCUCUCUGCUAUGAGCGACCUUGGUAUGCUAAAGUUGGCGGAUGUAAAGCAAUUCAAUUUUUAUAUCAGCAUGUGUCACUGAAAUCCCUCUACCAACACCUCUUCACAUUUUUAAAGGCUUUUCUAUUUGUUUUAAUGGACUUGGAGAGUGAAGUAUCUAGUGGUGCAAUUGACGUGGCGAAGACCAAUUUAAGAAACAUGCUUAAAAUCUGUAUGGUUCCUCUUGAAAAUGAAAAUAACAAUGAAGAAUUAAUCACUUUUCAAAAUAAAGCAAUGUAUGAAAUUGUACACGAGCUUGUUCGUCAAGUGACUAGCUCUAACGCUUUGGUACGCGAAGAAGCUAUGUCUUCACUCAAUUUUAUAGCCCAAUUACAAAAGAAAACCGUCUAUGAGAUAAUGGAUCCACACAAAGAGGUUUUAGCCGAUAUAAUACCCCCGAAAAAACAUUUGUUAAGACAUCAGCCAGCGAACGCACAGAUUGGUUUGAUGGAAGGCAACACAUUUUGCACUACACUCGAGCCAAGGCUAUUUACCAUAAACCUUACAAAUAAUUAUCACCGGUUGUUUUUUCACGAGUUACUAACGUUGAGUGAGGCCGAAGAUGCAACUCUAAACAAAUUGGAUUGUUAUAAAAACGUAGCAAAUCUUUUACCUUUACGGAAGAGUGCUUUAAAAGCAUUAGCUGCUUGCCAUUACAUAACCGACACUCAAUGCAAGGAAAAGAUUAUAAAUAUUCUUUUUAAAGUUAUGGAGAGCAAUAAAGAGGAGUUGCAAGAAGCAGCGUUUAAUUGCACAAAAGUUUUUAUAUCCGGGAUUCACAUUGAUAAAGAAAAGGUUCAUGCUGGGAUGCGACCUUUGCUUCUAACUUUGGGCGAUCAUCGGAAUCUUUCGUUAACUGCAACCAAAAGACUUUCAUAUUUUACACAAUUGUUUCCUCAAAUGUUUAAUGAAAAAUUAAGUGAACAAAUAUUACAGCAUUGUCAGAAAAUUUUAGAAAUGUCAAUUUCAACUCACAAAUCUAGUACGAACCAAGGAGGCAAUUUUUUUACGAUAACCAAACGAGAUGAGUAUGAACAGAAGGUAGUGACCUUAAUUGAGAUGUUUCAUCAAAUAACAGCUGCUUCGCCAAAGUACAUUGAUAGCCUGUGUCAGCUUGUGUUGAAAACUGAAAAAAGUUUGAUGAUUGAAUCAUCAAGCCCAUAUCGCGAGCCGCUGAUAAAAUUUUUACUUCGAUUUCCUUCAGAAACCGUUGAUUUAUUCAUUUCUGAUGUCGUAAUCGCGAAUGCCCAGUGGAAUAGGUUCUUUCUGUAUUUACUAAAUCACAAAUGUGGUCAACCAUUCCGCACGGUUAUUAAGACGCAAAAGUGUAACGUUUUGGUCAAGAUCAUUAAUGGUGCAAUGAGCUCAAAUUCACAAGGUGAUCAAUUGCAGAAAUACGAGGCCUUGCAUCAAGCAGUGCUCUUGGUUUAUACAUUAAUGGAGAAUGACGAUCAAUGGAUUCCUACACAAACGGAUAUUGUAUUAGCACUGAAAAAGUUAUGGGAAACAAGUUUAUAUAGUACAUGUAAAGAUAAUGUGACUUGCGAUUUGUGGCAUUUAGUUGGGAUGAUACUGUUAAAAUAUUUUUCACACAACACUAAUGAUAUCGAUUUACUGUUUCAACUACUCCGAUCGCUUUGUUUACAUUUCAUACCUGACUUUCACUUUCUAAGAGAAUUUUUACAAAAUACCGUGGCUCAAAGCUACACAGUGGAUUGGAAGAGAAAGGCAUUUUUCCAUUUUGUUGAUAAAUUCAAUGGAACUACUCUUUCCGAAGAUCUUAAAGCUAAAAUUAUUACAUCCUUGCUUAUACCUUGCUUUGUGGUAAGCUUUGAUAAAAGGGAAGGAAAUAAACUGAUUGGGGCACCACCGACUUCAUAUGCUGAUGAUGAUAAUAAUGUGGUAUCAGUAUUUAUCAGCAAAGUUUUUGACCCUGAUAAGCCAUACGCCAAUGAAGACGCAGUCAGAAUUGCUUUGCUACAAUUUGCUUGCUUACUUGUUGAAAGAGCAUCACAACACAUUCAUGAUGGUGAUGCUAAUAACAAGCGACAGGGUAACAAGCUACGUCGGCUAAUGACAUUUGCCUGGCCUUGUUUACUUAGUAAAAGCUCAGUAGAUCCUACAGCCCGAUACCAUGGACAUUUGCUCCUGGCUCACAUAAUUGCUCGACUGGCUAUACAUAAAAAAAUUGUAUUACAAGUGUUCCUGUCAUUACUCAAGGGGCAUGCUCUGGAAGCUAGACCCGUAGUUCGACAAGCUCUUGACGUUUUAACUCCUGCAAUGCCACUGCGAAUGGAAGACGGUAAUACUAUGCUGACUCAUUGGACUAAAAAAAUUAUUGUUGAAGAAGGCCAUUUAAUGCAACAAUUAUUUCACAUCCUUCAACUAAUUGUUCGCCAUUAUAAGGUAUAUUACCCAGUGCGGCAUCAUUUAGUGCAACAUCUUAUUAACUAUAUGCAACGUCUCGGGUUUCCACCUACUGCGUCAUUGGAGCACAGAAAAUUAGCGGUUGAUAUUGCAGAUGUUAUAAUCAAAUGGGAAGCACAGCGCAUUAAAGACGAUGAAAAGGAUAUAAAACUAGAGGAUGGAAGUGUAGAGAGUGUUGGUAUCACUGCAUGUGACGGAGCUAAUAAACGUUCAUCUGACGAAGGGAAUGUACAGAGAAAGAAAGCGAACACAAAUGAUAGUUCACGAAAUCAAAUCAGUCAAAGUACAUCUGGUAUUGCACAAAGUCAAAAGAUAGACGAUGGUUACCGUUCAAUAGAAAAAAACCAUUGUGACACAGUGCUCAACUUUCUAAUUCGCCUCGCAUGUCAAGUAAAUGAUAAUCAGCCUGCAGUCAUUUCUCCCGGCGAGGGGUUGUCUCGAAAAUGCGUGAUACUUUUAAAGUCAGCUAUGCAAAAUAAAUGGCCUCAACCUUUCGAACUUAAAUUAAAUUGGUUGGAUAAGGUAUUUAUGACUAUUGAAACUCCAACGCCAAAUCUAAGUAACAUUUGCACUGGAUUGGACUUUGUAACAUUUUUAACAACAAUUUUGCCUGCGGAUCAGUUACUAUUAACUAUAAGACCACUUCAAAGAGGGCUUUCAAGUUGCAUUAUACACCAAAAUACGCGAAUAGUUCGACUUAUGAAUGCAUUUCUUACACGGCUUAUGUCUAUAUUUCCGCCAGAUAUUAAUCAUAAACACGAAGACCUUGAUGUGUUAUAUAGUGGUAUAAGUAAAAUGAUAUCUGAAAACUUGACUUUGUACGAAAAAAGCCCUCAGCCCAAUCCCCCUUCCGUAUAUGGAACAUUAAUGAUAUUGAAAGCAUGUUCGGCAAAUAAUCCAAGUUAUAUUGACAAACUUAUGCUCCAAUUUAUAAGAGUUUUGAAUCGCUUGACAAAGGAUCACUUAAACACUCAAAACACUGGCCAGCCAGUUACAUCUAAUGCGGAUAAUGUGGAAUUGCUUGUCCUAUCGUUGGAAUUAAUAAAAAAUCGAAUUAUUAUUAUGGGAGUUGAGGUGCGAAAAUUGUUUAUUGGAAAUAUUCUGGUUAAUCUUAUAGAGAAAAGUUUGGAUGUUAAUGUUUUGAAAUCCAUAAUACAAAUGCUAGAUGAAUGGAUAAAAGCGAAGGAACAAAAUCCCAUAAUGCAGAUACCUUCUAUAAGGGAAAAAUCUAUUCUAUUAGUUAAGCUAAUGCAAUAUCUGGAAAAAAAGUUUUCAGAUAUAAAAAACUUGAACAUCCAAUUCUUGGAGAUAGUCAACUACAUAUAUCGAGACGACUAUUACAAACAAACUGAGUUGACAGCUAAACUAGAAGGUGCUUUUCUAACUGGCCUUCGUUGCCAAGAUCCACAAAUAAGAGCGAAAUUCUUUGAGAUCCUAGAUGCAUCAAUGAGAAGACGACUUCACGAUCGUCUUCUUUAUGUUAUAUGCUCACAAGCCUGGGACUCUAUUGGUUUACAUUACUGGAUAAAACAGUGCAUUGAGCUGUUGGUAUUAACUACAAACACAAUGACUCAAAUUCAAAAUUCGAAUGAGACACAUAAGGUACCAAGUAUUAAGUCAGUAAUAAAUUUGGCUGAAGGGCAGGAUAAAAGUAGCUUCGUAAUAUAUACGUCAUCUCAAUCUGAUUCCUUCGAUUCUACGCAAGUUGAAGAUAAGGAGGACAUUUUUGACAACGAUCUUGAGGCUAAUUGGAGUGUAAAUCGUCAUAACGAAAAUGAUAAAGAUUAUCCGAAGCGGAAAUUGCAACUUCUCAUAAAUAAGCAAAUUGAAUUUUUAGAAGCUAAUCGAAAAAUUAAUACGGAACAAUUGAUUAUAGCUAUUGCUCAACUUUGUCACAUGGAUAUUCAGCUAGCUGAAAACGUAUGGUUAAUUAUUUUUCCUAGAAUAUGGUCAAUUUUUGACGAGGAGCAGCAACAUUUAAUUGCAAGGGAACUCGUGCCAUUUCUCUCUUCUGGCAGUAAUGUAAUUCAAAAGGACUGCUUUCCUAGUGCUCUUAACACUUUUGUAGAGAGUUUAAUGCAUUGUGAACCUCCAAUAUAUAUUCCACCAUAUUUGAUGACAUACCUUGGCAAAGCCCAUAAUCUGUGGCAUCGUAUGACUUUAGUAUUAGAAGAACUUCAUCAUGGUACUAGAAAAAUAUCUCUGGACAAUUCGGAUCUAGAUCAAAGUGAACCAUUUUCAGUCACGAAAAAAAAUCUAAUAUAUGAUUCGCUUUCUCAAAUGUAUGCUACUAUGCAUGAAGAAGAUCUUUGGGCUGGCCUAUGGUUGAAAUACGCACAUUAUCCUGAGACAAAUAUUGCCAUAGCAUAUGAGCAAAUGGGAUUUUUCGAAGAAGCUCAGGGAGCUUACGAUUUGGCAAUGUCGAAGUUUAAACAUGAUCAAGCAAAUGGAUUAAUUAAUACAGAUGUGAAUAGUGAAUUGCUUUUAUGGGAAAGCCAUUGGAUUCGUUGUGCCAAAGAACUGAAUCAGUGGGAUAUUUUGUUAGACUAUGCUCAAACUAAUAAGGAAAAAAACAUGUUUCUCAUAUUGGAAAGUGCAUGGCGAGUGCCAGAUUGGAAUUUAAUGAAAACUGCUAUCUCUAAAACGGAGCAGUCUUUUGCAAAGCAAUUCGGUUAUAAAAUUCAUUUGUACAAAGGAUUUCUUUCAAUAUUACAUCAGGAGGACCGUCAGCUCUUGAACGUUGAAAGGCAUAUUGAAAAUGCUUCUGCAUCGUGCAUGAAGGAAUGGCGAAAACUGCCUUCUAUUGUUUCCCAUAUACAUUUACAAUAUCUGCAAGCUGCUCAGCAAAUAAUGGAAUUACAUGAAGCUAGCACUAUUCAUCAAGGUUUAAUUCAAUCACGAAACAAUUCUAUUCACGAUAUGAAAGCUAUUGUGAAAACAUGGCGAAAUCGUCUACCUGUAAUUGCAGAUGAUCUAUCUCAUUGGAGCGAUGUGUUCACUUGGCGGCAACAUCAUUAUCAAAUAAUUACUCAGCAUCUUGAGCAGCAGUCAGAUCAGACUAACACUAUGCUUGGAGUACAUGCUUCCGCUCAAGCAAUAAUAUAUUUUGGAAAGAUAGCGAGAAAACAUAACUUGACUGGAGUUUGUCAGGAAACUUUAUCUCGAAUAUAUACCAUACCGUCAGUUCCGAUUGUGGAUUGCUUUCAGAAAAUACGUCAACAGGUGAAGUGUUAUUUACAAAUGGCGGCUUCUUCAGGAAAAUCCGAAUUAAAUGAAGCGCUCGAAGUAAUUGAGUCAACAAAUUUAAAAUAUUUUACGGGAGACAUGAAUGCAGAAUUCUACGCCUUGAAAGGUCUACUUUUGGCUCAAAUCGGACGAUCCGAAGAAGCAGGUAAAGCUUUCAGUGCAGCAGUCCAGCUUCAUGACGGGUUAACAAAAGCAUGGGCCAUGUGGGGAGAUUAUAUGGAGCAAAUGUUUUUGAAAGAUAGACAAAUGGUUCUAGCAGUAAGUGCUAUAACUUGCUAUUUGCAUGCUUGCCGACACCAAAAUGAAUGCAAGACCAGAAAAUAUUUAGCAAAGGUAUUGUGGUUUCUGUCCUAUGAUAAUGCGAAUGGUAGUCUCAUGAGUACUUUGGAAAAAUAUGUGGUCGGUGUCCCACCAUCGUAUUGGCUUCCGUGGAUACCCCAACUACUUUGCUGUUUAGUACAAUACGAAAGCAACGUCAUUUUGAAUCUUUUGAGUCAUGUUGGACGCUUAUAUCCGCAAGCUGUUUACUUCCCAAUCCGUACCCUCUAUCUUACAUUAAAAAUAGAACAAAGGGAAAAGCACAAAACAGCUGAACAGGCUGGGUUUAUUGGAAAGCUUCAAAACACGGCACAAGACAACCAAAAUUCGGGGCAAACACUGAAUGCCCAAGCAACCUCUGGAUCAACUGUCAACCCAAUCAAAGCAACACCUUCCAUGUGGCGCUGUUCAAAAGUGAUGCAUGUUCAACGGGAAAUUCAUCCAACAAUUCUCAGUUCUUUAGAAGGAAUUGUUGACCAAAUGGUUUGGUUUAGAGAAAGUUGGACCGAAGAGGUUCUGAGGCAAUUACGUCAGGGUUUAAUUAAAUGCUAUGCAAUUGCAUUCGAAAAUAGAAGCGCUGUUAAUGAAGCGACUAUUACGCCCCACACUCUCCACUUCGUUAAAAAGUUAGGAUCUACAUUUGGCAUUGGUAUCGAGAAUAUACCGGGAUCAGUAGCCACCUCUACUUCAAAUUCCGCAGCUUCUGAGUCCAUAGCUCGGAGGGCACAAGUAACAUUCCAAGACCCAGUGUUCCAAAAAAUGAAGGAGCAGUUUACUAAUGACUUCGAUUUCUCAAAGCCCGGAGCUAUGAAAUUGCAUAACCUAAUAUCUAAAUUGAAAACGUGGAUAAAAGCAUUAGAAGCGAAAGUGAAGAAAUUGCCAACAUCAUUUCUUAUUGAAGAUAAAUGCAGAUUCUUGUCAAAUUUUAGUCAAAAGACAGCGGAAGUGGAAUUACCCGGCGAACUAUUACUUCCUUCAUCUUCUCAUUAUCAUAUUCGCAUAGCAAGAUUUAUGCCGCGAGUGGAAAUAGUUCAAAAAAAUAAUACUGCAGCAAGACGCUUAUACAUUCGUGGAACUAAUGGAAAAAUUUAUCCAUAUUUAGUAGUUAUUGACACUGGGCUCGGAGAUGCGCGGAGAGAAGAACGGGUACUACAGCUAAUGCGAAUGCUUAACUACUAUUUAGAAAAACAAAAGGAAACUGCCAGACGGUUCUUAAAUAUGACGGUUCCGAGAGUAGUUCCCAUAUCACCACAAAUGCGUUUGGCUGAAGACAAUCCGACUAGCAUUUCUUUAAAGGAAAUCUAUAAGAAAUGCUGUAUGAAGCUAAAAAUAGAUCACGAUUUGCCAAUUGUUAAGUAUUAUGAUCGCCUUUCUGAAGUUCAGUCACGUGGAACUCAAACCACACACACAGUAUUGUGUGAUAUAUUUUGUGAAGUUCAGACCACCAUGAUACAAAGUACCUUAUUCAAAAAGUGGGCUCUCAAUAGAUUUCUUUCCUCUACUGACUUCUGGCAGUUCAGAAAAAUGCUUACACUGCAGCUAGCUCUCGCAUUUUUAUGUGAACAUGCUCUACAUUUGACAAGGUUGAAUGCAGAUAUGAUGUAUAUACAUCAAGACUCCGGAUUAAUGAAUGUUUCAUAUUACAAAUUUGAUAUUAACGAUGAAAAGGAAGAACUUGACUCAAAUAGGCCCGUACCAUUUAGACUUACACCAAAUAUAGCCGAAUUCGUAACAAAUAUUGGAAUAACUGGGCCCAUGUCGGCAGCUAUGGUGGCCACGGCACGGUGCUUUGUGCAACCGAAUUACAAACUUUGUUCAAUUUUAAAGACUAUUCUCAGAGAUGAAAUAAUUGCAGUACAAAAGAAAAGAAUCAGAGAUAAUAAACUUGUAGAACCGAUAGCGGAUUCAGCCAUUGAUAUGAAUGCAAUGGAUAACACCAUCAGCUUGGUCAAUAAAGCUGUCGCUGUAAUUAUGUCGCGAUUGAAUGCCAUUUCAUACUUUGAUAAUACCGAAUCUAAAAAAGUGUCUAUUUUAAUUCAAUCGGCAAUUAAUCCAGAUAAUUUAUGUCGGAUGGACCCAGCAUGGCACCCGUGGCUAUAAAUACAAAUCAAUUAUUUUAAUAUUCUUAUAUUUAAGAACUAUUUUACAAUAAAAUAAUAGAAAUGAUCAUUAAUAAAGAUGAAGGAGUGUUUUAUAAUUAUUUUGUACGGAGCGGAGUUUCGUAUUCACAUAAGUUCUAUAUUUUUGAAGUUAAAGAUGAAAUCAUUUCAUUUUCAUUUGCAAUAUUCUAAGCUAUGGAAUAAAAAUUUAAUAAAUUAUCAUAAGAUGUAAAAUACAGCAGUUCAAUAUGACGAAAGUUAAUGUUUAACAAUGUUCAUCUUUUAUACGCG
Messenger RNA from Ceratitis capitata (Mediterranean fruit fly), 11826 nucleotides. RefSeq names its product transcription-associated protein 1 (gene Nipped-A). Lineage: Eukaryota; Metazoa; Arthropoda; Insecta; Diptera; Tephritidae. Gene Ontology annotation, cellular component: nucleus; SAGA complex; NuA4 histone acetyltransferase complex. The record is from RefSeq and is a predicted model, not a curated record. Bases 86 to 11536 code for a protein of 3816 amino acids. The transcript is spliced from 21 exons. Gene Ontology annotation, biological process: regulation of DNA-templated transcription; DNA repair. Gene Ontology annotation, molecular function: transcription coregulator activity; protein binding.